UUUAGUUGAAAAUGGCAAAAGUAGAGAGUGGGUAUAGCCUAACUCAAGAGAUCGUUGAUUUUCUUUUAUGAGUGCUGCUGAUAGGAGCAGGAUUUCUGAUUGGCAAAUUCUUUGAGGAAAUCAAAGCCUUCUUGGUUGAAAGGGGUAUUAUCAAUGCAGAAACUUCAUUAGGAUAUUCGAUGGUCAAGAAUCCUAGAGGAAAUGACCCAGAAAAUCUCACCGAACUAGCUAAUAUUGCUGAAGAAGAUGAAGAAGAGGUUACAUCAAAAUACAAAGAUGCUUGAAGUGAAAUUCAAAGAUUGAAUAAGAAGUUGGCCGAGCUUAAGCAGAACAAUUCGGAACUCAAAUCCCAAAAUUCUAAUCUCAAAUCUAUGAUUAAGCCUGAAGAGGAAAAGGAGGAAGAACCACAAGAGGAUAAUCAUGAUGAUGUCAAAGGGAUUCUAGAUAACAAAGAUAACUUCUUUAAGGAAUUCCAUGAUGAAGAAAAAGAUGAAAGUGAUGAGGAUGAAGAUGAUAUGAAGCAAUUCUUGAAAUAAUCAAUCUUUUGAGGA
Moneuplotes crassus is the source of this 551-nucleotide messenger RNA. The record is from the annotation of a GenBank genome assembly. Lineage: Eukaryota; Ciliophora; Spirotrichea; Euplotida; Euplotidae.